AUAAAAUAUUCAGUUCUUCGUUUUUUAUCACUCAAUACAAGCUAAUUGAAAAGCUGAAUCCACUUCGAUAAUGUCAGAAGCACCGAAGAGAAGCGAAAAAUCUGCUGAUUAUAAAAAAGCGGUGGCAAAACAGCGACGCAUUAAGAAACUUCGCAAAAUGAAGAUUAAAGAUAGAGCUGGUGACGUGGUUGUCAGUGAUAUUUCUGACGUUGAAGUUGUUGGAAAUGGUGAUGAAGAAUCACAGGAUGAUUGGUUGAAUGAUCUUCUGAAGAGUGAUGGUGAUGGUGGAAAAGCCGGACCGGUUGAUCCUUCGCAUCCAAUGGAAACCACAACAACUGAUCAUUCUUCACAAAACACUCUGGCAUCAAAGAUCUGUGCAUUCACUUAUGAUAACUCGGCUCUUCUUGGCGUUGGAAUCGUCACGGUGGCCCUCAGUAUCUUCGCCCGUCUUCGUAAAUGAUCAAUAAAUGAACAAGAAUAAAUAGUUGUGUCUU
Molecule: messenger RNA, 494 nt
Organism: Caenorhabditis elegans
Lineage: Eukaryota; Metazoa; Nematoda; Chromadorea; Rhabditida; Rhabditidae
Gene: C06G4.4
Exons: 3
Coding region: 71-460 (129 amino acids)
Source: RefSeq, marked reviewed